This is a messenger RNA of Dryobates pubescens (Downy woodpecker), 731 nucleotides long. RefSeq names its product ADP ribosylation factor 3 (gene ARF3). Gene Ontology annotation, cellular component: plasma membrane; cytoplasm. The record is from RefSeq and is a predicted model, not a curated record. Gene Ontology annotation, molecular function: GTP binding; GTPase activity. Lineage: Eukaryota; Metazoa; Chordata; Aves; Piciformes; Picidae. Gene Ontology annotation, biological process: intracellular protein transport; vesicle-mediated transport. The transcript has 5 exons. Bases 143 to 688 code for a protein of 181 amino acids.
AUCGGGGCCUCCGCUUCCGGCGGCGGGAGCGGUGCAGAGUCAGCUGCGGGCGGGGGGCGCCACCGGCACCGGUACCAGCACCUGCCCCCUGCCCCCGCAGGAUCCGGCCUCGCCUGCGGACGGAGCCAGCGCCGCCGUCACCAUGGGCAACAUCUUCGGGAACCUGCUGAAGAGCCUCAUCGGCAAGAAGGAGAUGAGGAUCCUGAUGGUGGGGCUGGAUGCCGCCGGCAAGACAACCAUCCUCUACAAGCUGAAGCUGGGGGAGAUCGUCACCACCAUCCCCACCAUAGGGUUCAACGUGGAGACAGUGGAGUACAAGAACAUCAGCUUCACCGUGUGGGACGUGGGUGGGCAGGACAAGAUCAGACCCCUCUGGAGGCAUUACUUCCAAAACACCCAGGGGCUGAUCUUCGUGGUGGACAGCAACGACCGGGAGCGGGUGAACGAGGCCCGGGAGGAGCUGAUGAGGAUGCUGGCAGAGGAUGAGCUGAGGGACGCCGUCCUCCUCGUCUUUGCCAACAAGCAGGACCUGCCCAACGCCAUGAACGCCGCGGAGAUCACAGACAAGCUGGGGCUGCACUCCCUGCGCCACCGCAAUUGGUACAUCCAGGCCACCUGUGCCACCAGCGGGGAUGGGCUCUACGAGGGCCUCGACUGGCUCGCCAACCAGCUCAAGAACAAGAAGUGAGCUGGCACAGCCCUGGCCCUGCCCCCUGCCCCCCACCCCGCCU